AUGUCUUACGGCAGCAGAGCUCUGCAUUCUUCUUCGGAGUGCUAUCAUGAUCUCCUAUCGGCCUUCAUACGGCAGACACGCCCACAUACACGGACUCGACUGCGGGAUUCUUCUCAACAAAGAGAAUUUCAUGACUACUUCGUCACUCAUUUGCCUUCCUCCUCAUUGCAUCCAGACUCUCGCUCCUUGACAGGGUUGGCACACAAGUUCCCCAGGCAAGAGUCGACCCCUCAUACCCCAGAUGGAGGAAGGAUUGCGCCAGCUGCACACCCAUCUGUUUUAAGGGACACUACGGUUGUCCGUAUACCACUCAAAAGUGCCAAACAUCAUUAUGGGGCGUCCGUCUCUCGAGGAAGUAGACCAUACAAUGAAGACUCCCACCAGGCCGGCGUUAUAGAACUUCCCGCCUUUGCCAAAAGGCCCCCGAGGUCCAUUACGGCAAGAUCAAGACCUGGAGAGGGGACAUCUGCAGAAGGCGCAUCUGGGGAUCCUCAGGUUUUUUAUUUCGGUGUUUUCGAUGGGCAUGGCGGAGCAGAGUGCAGCGACUUUCUGCGGGAAAGACUGCACGAGUACAUCGAAAAAUCGGCCGAGUCCUUUGAACUGCAGUCGAGCUUGCAAAAGCCAGGCGAACGAAAGUCCAAGCCCGUCGCUGCUCCAGCAAGAUCUGUUCUCACUGCCGAGAAGGAGGAGCAGAGCAAGGGAGGUCGUGGUCCUUCCCCAACAACCGAAGGUCAAGCUCCUAAGCAGGGCGAGGGACAGUCGGCAGCGGGGAGUCCCAAAAGUCCAAGCAAAGAUCAGCAACGUCCAUAUCCUGGAGACGCACCCUUGAUCCAAAGUGCCAAUAGACAGCAGAUCAAGACCCUAGAAACAGAGCUGACGAAGAACUGGAAAGAGCUAGUUGGCGGGUACUUUCGACGUUUCAAACCAGCCUACUUUUCGAUAUUCAGCGGUUACCAGAAGCUGGGCGAGGAGUCCCAAUCUCUCCAAAUGGUCGGCCAGGGCGUCGAUACCGGGGCCGCCAUCGAGGAAGUCAUCAGCUAUGCCUUCUUGAAAGCGGACUAUGAUUUUGUGUCCGCACAAGCUGCAAAGCACUCCGAGAGUCGCGACAAUACCCGAGCCGAUCGACCCCUGAAUGAGGGUGAUAUCCUGGGUGAACCUUUUAGGUUGGCUGCGCAUAUAGGAGGCCCGAAAAGAUUCAAGGGUGGAAGUACUUGCAGCAUUGCAUUGGUAUCUACACCAUCCCCUACGCCCUUCUGGAAUGCCUCUACAACUUCGUCAUUGCUUGUGGCCCACGUCGGAGACACGAGAAUCCUACUCUGUUCUACCGAUACUGGCGCCGCUGUACCGCUGACGACAAAUCACCAUCCUUCGUCACCUAUUGAAAGCAACAGGCUUAGGAGAUAUGCUGCUACAUUCGUGACGGACUCCUUUGGAGAAGAGCGGAUAUCGGGUCUUGCCAACACGCGCGCAUUCGGCGACAUAGAAUCAAAACGUAUUGGAGUCAGUGCAGAACCAGAGAUCAAGAGAGUUGAUUUAGGACCCGCCGAAUACUCCUUCAUGGUCUUGAUGUCUGAUGGCGUCUCCGGGACCUUGGAAGACCAGGAAGUGGUUGACAUUAUAAAAGAGGCUAGGACGCCUGAGCAGGCUGCGAGAGACGUCGUCAACUUUGCUACUGAGGUCUCUACAGAAGGCGACAAUGCUACUUGUUUGGUUGUCAGGAUGGGGGGUUGGGAACGACGACAAGAGGGCGGUUAUGGCAGCCUAGGAACCAAGGAAAGUCGGGAUUGGAAGCGACAGAGUGCUUCAGACCCGCGAAGUCGACGCCAAUAA
Exophiala spinifera is the source of this 1830-nucleotide messenger RNA. RefSeq lists its product as uncharacterized. Gene Ontology annotation, molecular function: cation binding; protein serine/threonine phosphatase activity. The record is from RefSeq and is a predicted model, not a curated record. Gene Ontology annotation, biological process: protein dephosphorylation. NCBI's taxonomy places the organism in Eukaryota, Fungi, Ascomycota, Eurotiomycetes, Chaetothyriales, Herpotrichiellaceae. The coding region runs from base 1 to 1830 and encodes 609 amino acids. The transcript has 2 exons.